Molecule: messenger RNA, 7428 nt
Organism: Conger conger (European conger)
Lineage: Eukaryota; Metazoa; Chordata; Actinopteri; Anguilliformes; Congridae
Product: homeodomain-interacting protein kinase 1-like
Exons: 17
Coding region: 329-3628 (1099 amino acids)
Biological process (GO): smoothened signaling pathway; intrinsic apoptotic signaling pathway in response to DNA damage by p53 class mediator; peptidyl-threonine phosphorylation
Cellular component (GO): PML body; cytoplasm; nucleus
Molecular function (GO): ATP binding; protein tyrosine kinase activity; protein serine/threonine kinase activity
Source: RefSeq, a predicted model, not a curated record
UCUUCCUGUGGAGAUGUCGAUUACUGGAAUAGCUUUCGCUAUCUGUGUUUAUUUCUGGGUCGGUACCAAACAGUUUUGAUGAAUAAACAGCUAUGUAAUUUAGCUGUUUGCUUGUGUGACUCACUGAGGCUCAGAUCAUGUCGCACUUUCUUUUGGUAAAUGUGUCGUGAGAGAAAUAAUCGUAUAGUUGUGACACCCGAUUACAGAAGAACACAUCUUCGAGGUUAAACCGAGCUUGGGGCAUGAUGUAUUUUGGUGAAAAGGUGUCAAUUGCAGAAUACAGCACAGCGUCAUCCUGGAGUUGACGCUAGAAAAUUAAGUUGUAGGUAUGGCCUCCCAGCGUCACCCGUUUUCCUCCCCAUCGGUGUCCUCCAGCGCUUUUUGCCGCGUGAAGAAGGUAAAGGUGGAGAGCUGCAUGUGGGAUGUGACGAACCAGUCGGCCGAUAGAAAAUACUUCCUGCCCUGCCCCACUCAGGGAAACGCUGCUCCCUCCACGGCCUCUGGCUUCAACCCGGCCUAUGGCUCCGCCAAUUUGAAUUUCCGUCCGGCGGGGGGUUCCAGGGGUCAUGUGGUGGUGCGUGCUGCAGACAGCACCGGGAGCCUGCCGGGGCCCUCCUCCUCUUCUUCGUCGUCCUCCUCCUCUUCGUCCAGCUGCCGGGUCAACGACCCCUCCCCGAAGCAGGACCUUUACGGGAAGCAGAGCGGCCUGAAGCGCAAGCGUGAGGAGGUGGAGAGCAGCGACAGCGUCCAGAUCCUGGAGGAACUCUCCGCCCCCGUGCCCUCCAACCGGGGCGGUGGGGGCGGGGCCACCGCCCAGUCCAUCGCCCACUCGGCCUCCACCGCCAAGAGCAGCAACUCGCACAGCGAGGGCGACUACCAGCUGGUGCAGCACGAGAUCCUGUGCUCCAUGUCCAACAGCUACGAGGUGCUGGAGUUCCUGGGCCGUGGAACCUUCGGCCAGGUGGCCAAGUGCUGGAAGCGCGGCACCAACGAGAUUGUGGCCAUCAAAAUCCUGAAGAACCACCCCUCUUACGCCCGCCAGGGGCAGAUCGAGGUGAGCAUUCUGAACCAGCUCAGUGCGGAGAACGCAGACGAGUUCAACUUUGUGCGCUCGUACGAGUGCUUCCAGCACAAGAACCACACGUGCCUGGUGUUCGAGAUGCUGGGCCAGAACCUGUACGACUUCCUGAAGCACAGCAAGUUCAGCCCGCUGCUGCUCAAGUGCAUCCGGCCCGUGCUGCAGCAGGUGGCCACCGCCCUGAUGAAGCUGAAGAGCCUGGGCCUCAUCCACGCCGACCUCAAGCCCGAGAACAUCAUGCUGGUGGACCCCAUCCGCCAGCCCUACAGGGUGAAGGUCAUCGACUUCGGCUCAGCCAGCCACGUCUCCAAGGCCGUGUGCUCCACCUACCUGCAGUCCCGCUACUACAGGGCUCCAGAGAUCAUCCUGGGCCUGCCCUUCUGCGAGGCCAUAGACAUGUGGUCUUUGGGCUGCGUCAUCGCCGAGCUCUUCCUGGGCUGGCCUCUGUAUCCGGGAGCCUCGGAGUACGACCAGAUCCGCUACAUCUCCCAGACCCAAGGACUGCCGGCUGAGUACCUUCUGAGCGCCGGAACCAAGACCAGCCAUUUCUUCAACCGAGGCCCUGCCUCCAGCUACCCUCUCUGGAGGCUGAAGACCCCGUCAGAACAUGAAGCGGAGAUGGGGAUCAAGUCUAAGGAAGCUCGGAAGUACAUUUUCAACUGCCUGGAGGACAUGAUGCAGGUGAACAUGACCAGCCUGGAGGGGACGGACAUGCUGGCGGAGAAGGCGGACCGGCGGGAGUUCAUUGACCUGCUGAAGAGGAUGCUGACCCUGGAUGCGGACAAGCGCAUCACCCCCGUGAAGACCCUGACCCACCCGUUUGUGACCAUGGCUCACCUGCUCCACUUCCCACACAGCUCACAUGUAAAGUCCUGCUUCCAGAACAUGGAGGUUUGCAAGCGGAGGGUUGAUGCUUUUGAGAACGGGAAGAACCUCUUCGCUAGCAAUGCUACGCCCAGCGCCGCCACCAACCUCACGGUCACUUUCAGCAGCCAGCUCAACCAGCACGGCCAGGUUGCCACGGGCGACAGCCAGUCGCUCUCCCAUGGCAGCAACGUGCCACUGCUCAGCUACCAGCCGGCCCUGUACCAGCAGGCCACCAUCAACAUCCCCGGCCUCGCCCAGCAGAGCGUCCCCCUCUCGGUGCGCCCUCCCCAGCUGUGCGCCCAGACGGAGCCCUUCCAGCAGACCCUCAUCGUCUGCCCGCCCACCAUCCAGGGACUUCAGGCCUCCAGCAAGCACUCUGGAUACCCAGUGAGGAUGGACAGCUCUGUGCCCGUGGUCUCGCAGAACCAGUCCUCCCAGUCCGUACAGAUCCAGCCCAGUAUGCUGACACAGCAGACUUGGCCAGCAGGUGCUCAGCAGAUCCUCAUACCCUCCACCUGGCAGCAGAUACCAGGCGUGGCCAUCCACAACCCCGCCCAGCCCAUCGUCACCGAUUCGGCCAUGGGAGCCCUCCACUCUGACGGCUCCGCCCAGCUCCCCAGCUGGAGUGGCAGGGGCUGCCAGGGGGGGCAGUACAGCGGCGGUACCCAGCGGACCUCCACCCUGGCCAGCCAGAGCGCCCUGGCGUCUUCCCAAAUGGCCAACGCGGGCGUAGCGUACACUAGAGCCCAGCAGGGGGCGACAUCGGGAAAGAAGGCCAAGACCCGCCACGCUGACUGCAGAGCCAGGCAUUUGUCUCUGCUUCACACCGCCACCUCCGCAGCCCACCGGAGCCCAGUGCUCAGCUCGCCCGCCUACAAGGCCCAGCUGUCUCAGCCAAUCGUCAUCUCCGACACCCCCAGCCCCGCCGUCAGCAUCAUCACCAUCCGCAGCGACACCGAGGACGAGGACGACAGGAAGUUCCCCCCCGCCAGCAGCUGUGGCGUCGAGCCGCGGGGGAACAUCAUCAGCUGCGUGACCAUCCACGACUCGCAGGACUCAGACUCCUCCUCCAGCAGCCCCCCGAGCCCCAAACGCUCCCGCCUCUCCGCCUCGCCCAAAGCCCUGGACGCCAUCAUGUCCUCCGUGAAGACCCAGCCCAGCGAGAGCUCUGAGCCCAUGGCAACAGGGCAGCUGACCAACAUCUACGCUCUGCCUAAGAAGGGGUCCGUCCAACAGCUCUGCAGCUCGGGGUCGUCCCAUAGCGAUCGGCACCACCAUGCAGCGCAAACCCCGUCCCAGCCCCUCAACCUCAGCCAGGUGCAGCCCUCAGUGGCAUCUGCCUCUAAAGACCGAUCAGGGGGCGGGCCCCUGCGGCAUCAGCGCACGCACCCCUCCACCGCCCCGUACCGUCUGCAGGAGGCCUCGUCCUUUUUCAGCUCCGCUCCCAACCUCUACUCCUACCCCGCCUCCCAGGCCCUGAGCCACACCUCCUCCUCCUCCCAGCACGCGGGCAGCAGGGCCGCCUACUCCUCCCUGGGCCUCCUGCACUCGGACAGCGGCCUGCGUCCGGCGGGGCCCGACCGCAUGCGCUACCAGCACCACUUCCCCGCCCAGCCCUACGGCCGGUCCAGCGGCUGCUACCACUACAGCCCGCGCAAGCUCAGCCAGCACCCGUACCUAUGAGGGGCAGGGAGGGGAAACAACCCCCCCCCCCCCCCCAUCCGCCGGAGACCAAACCUUGGACGCGUGCACGAGAUGCCCAGACGCAUCUGUUUCAAACAAAACAAGCAAGGACUAGGAAUACUCUUUAUUUUAUUUUAUUUUAAUUUCCCAACCGGGAACCGAUAUCAUCAUCAUCAUCAUCAUUUUUAAUGUCACUUUUAAAUUGUUGGUGUUGAAUUCCGUGUCAAGUUAUUUUAACUGGUUUUCGCGAUUGCAUUUUAAGGCUCCUAGACCAGACUGUGGUGUUUUAAAAAAAAACAAAAAAGAAGAAGAAGAAAAAAAAAAAAAAAGACAUCUUAUAACGCAUAACUGACAAACCUUGCUGUUGUUUUUCAUCUGCGGCAGAAAUGCAGUGGUUCUGUUCCGUAUCUACGUGCUUGUUUGUGACGCAAGGGCGACUCCUGACUCCUGAAACGAGUAACUGAAGCACACUAACAUUUUAUGAAGUAAUGAAUAUGUGGACGGCGUAGUGGCAGAGACUUUGCCAGUUUUCCCCUAAUGUUCGACUUCCCUCUUCCCUCUUCCCUCCUGUCUGAAUCGGCUCACGUGAAUGUUACCUGUAUGGUUCUAAGACAUUUUUGCCCAAAAAAAUAUUUUUUGAACAGACAUCCACCAAUUCAGUUGCAGUGGAUUCAGCCCCAUAUGCAGACUGCUGUUUUGUGGGGCUGUGUGGCCCGUUUACAUUCCUAGUGUCGUACUUUCUCUCAUUUGCUAGUUUUCCCUCUUGGACUGGUGUGUUAUGGUCUGUUGUAAGGACAAAAGGCUGCAUUAACAUCAGUUUGAGCCAGCUCACAUUUUCCCAGCGAAGCACCCAUCACCAAAAUAAAACAUGGUUGGUGAUAUUAGCAGGAAAAGAAGGGAAUCCACAUCUUUCACGGAUGUCAUUGCUAUGAAAUUGCAUUAAAAAAAAUUGAUAGAUUUGCAAGAACCACAAAAUAAAAAUGUAAAAAGGAUUAACUGUAAUGAAUGAUACAUGAAAAUAUGUGUUCUUUUACAUGCAUAAAUAGCCUUAUUUGAGAGUGAGUUUGUAAAGUUAUGAACUUAAGAAUGAUACCAAUCUGACACAUGUAAAAUGCUAUUGCAUGUACCAUAUUGUUAAUGGGGUAAUACAGUGUUGAAGGUUGAGGGAAAAAAAAACAAAAAAACAUUUCAUUUAAAUGUUUCCAUGAUUCUCAAAAUUUGAAAUUUGGUAGAAUUUGAUAUUUGCCACAGGCACUUCCAUUUGACACACGCAUAUAUAGUAUAUGAACACCAUGAACAGCGCUAUGAAAUUGUGUUUAUGGCAAAAGUGUGAAAUUGCAUGCUAAAGAUUGAUCUCCCACCACUAUAAUAGUUCAUUUAGCUGUUGAAACCUUUAGUGAUUUUAUUAAUGAGAUACAAAUUUUAGCUAGUAUCAUUUUCAAAUUAGAACAUGGCUCUUGCGUCAUUCUGUGCUAGCCAAUGUUUAAGUAAUAUUUUUAGGGCUGCCUCGACUGGUUGUGUUUAGUAGCUGGAUUUUAGUAGUGAGGGGCUUGUGCUGAGCUUAUAUAGAAUUAAUGUUCAGCUCGCUCUCUCCUGAAUUACAAUAUUGCAAAUAUAUGCAAUAUACCUCCCUCCAUUCUGAAAGAAAUGUAAUCAGGCUUUGGUAUUACAUGUUGCAUGGGUGCUGAUAUAGUGUACUAUGCCUGUACACUACAACUGAUGGUAUGUUUGUGUUAUUUAGUGUGCUAUUGACUCCCAGGAGACAUUGGUUGCCUACUUAACGGCCAGCGUCUGAAGUAGCACGCUACUUGAGGGACAAUGAGCGAUAUAUGUAACAAGACCCAAAAAUCAUGUACUGAAUGGGCAUGGAGGAUUGAUCAGGUUCAAAGUUUGUAACAAUUCCUUUUUCAAAUAACGUCAUGUUCAAACCCAGUACCCAGCAAGCUGAUUCCACUGUUUACAAAGUUUAAUUAUCCUGGCUAAAAGUGAGAUUUGUCUGAAGGAAGAAUUGUUGUAAUUCAAGGUGAGUGUGAAGCAGUGCAGGUCGAACUUUUACAGAACGCAUUGCAGCUUUUACAUCACAGACCGCAAACCCAGCUGGCAACAGGAUGUACUCAGGAAUUACAGUCAAUCACCAAUGCCAAUAUUCUCUAGAAAGUAAAUUUCUGUGGUGACCACACAAAACCCUUUUCACCAUCUUUAAAUGUGAUAUGAAAUAAUCUCCCUGUUGGCUGGAGUUUUGGGUGGAAAUGGCAAUGCAGAGACCGGAGGUGUAUAGGAGUCUGUGGAGUGUACAUAUGACUUGGACUGGGUAGUUCACACUGAAAAUGUACGCAUUACUUGGAUAUUAGGGCAUCCGGAGCAUUCGCAUUUUGUGUAAAUUGCUCUGUGGGCUUAUUUUGCAUAGAACCACCACAUUAUUAGCGUGUAUAUCUGAUUAUGAUGAAUGUGGAUUGGCCUUUUUUAAGGUUUACAAAACCUUAGUGAAGUAGUAAUUCAUGCAAACCCUUGACGGUGUGACAAGAAACUUUACACAGAAUUCACAUUCAGAAAAAAUUACUUCUCAUGCAAGUAUCAAUAACGGUGUGCAUUAUUAUUUGUGAGAAUUAAAAAAAUGGUUGAAGUAAAUAUGUAACCAUAUUUUAAUGCUUAAAGGAAUUCUUUUAAACCAUAUUUCUCUUCUGACAUUGGAUACUGCAUAUCGUCGAUAUUGGUGCAUUACUGUACAUGUUAUGCAUAAUAAACUGUAUGAACAGUGUGUAAUUACCUGCCAUUUCUUAUUUUAUUAUGCAGUGUAUCUAUACAGUUGCAGUUCCAUUGAGCACAAUUGGGAGCACUGUAAAUGCCAGUUUUGGCCGCUCAAACAAGAUUGUAUAUUAAAUACACUAUUUUCUUGAGUAUUAUUACUUUAAAAAAGUUGGAAACUACAUUUGCAUUUUAUCCUUAAAUGUCAACUAUAUCAUAUGUGUUUUUUUAUUGUACUGUAGGGAAAGGAUGAUGUCAGCAUAAACCCAAUAAAAUGGUUUGCACCGAAGUUAACCUUUUUUUCUUUGGUGGUGUCCCCCUGCGCAGAGUAUGGGGGUCAGAGAUGGUGUUUUGUCAUGUCAUAAAAAGAAUACAGCCUAACCAGAAUGUUGAGAAAGCAAUGUCUACAGUAUACAGAAUGUUGUUUCUUCUGUUAAAUUUGGUAGAGCUUCAGAAAGGAGCCAUAUUGUCUGUCUGAGCGUGUGUCUGAAGAUCAACGAAGACGUGGAGUGUGUGUGAGGCUGAUAAGAUGUUGUUGUAGGAGGAUCAUUUCAGGCCUCAGUACGGUCAUGUGGGCAGCAAAUCCCUUUGAUUACUGUGCCCUUUUCUGUGUGGUUUGUACAGUAAUUUCCCCCCAGAGUUCAUAGCCUGACUGAACGCUCCAUUUACCAGCAUUUGCUUUCUUUACCAUCCGCAACGCAUUUUGUAAUUCCCUGAAGUACUUUUCCUAGUGCUGUCAAAUAAUAUAAUCUGUCAACACAUCAGUUAUCCAUUACAAUUUAAAAUGGAAAAUAGUUUCCUGAUUAAAGUGUAGUUUUGAGUUUGAGUUUUUACAUGUAGAAUGUAAGAUGUGACCUGAGCUCAAGUGCUCUGUGCAAAACAAAUCAACACCUUGACAUACCUGUGCUACUGCUUGGUGUGACCUGAAGUUUUCACUUGCUGCUUUUGUCAGUUCCUUCCAUUCAGUGAUACUUACAAUAUAUCGUUGUUGUGGGUUUUGAUAUUUAUGAAGUCAUAUGAAAUUACUUCCACAAAUAAACCUUUGGUUGAUCUAC